Anas platyrhynchos (mallard) is the source of this 2621-nucleotide messenger RNA. RefSeq names its product G protein-coupled receptor 62 (gene GPR62). Gene Ontology annotation, biological process: G protein-coupled receptor signaling pathway. Gene Ontology annotation, molecular function: G protein-coupled receptor activity. Gene Ontology annotation, cellular component: plasma membrane; signaling receptor complex; endosome. The record is from RefSeq and is a predicted model, not a curated record. Lineage: Eukaryota; Metazoa; Chordata; Aves; Anseriformes; Anatidae.
CAGCGGUGCCUCGCUUUCCUGCUGGGUGCACAGGGGGCAGAGUAGGAGUAGGGCACCCAGGUUGGUGUCACCCCGCAGUGUGGGUGGCUCCAGGAGGGCCACAACUGUUGCAGCCAUCGGUGUUGGCAGACUCGAGGUGAAAUCCAACAGCUUGGCCAAGCGGGUUUCCCUCAUCGCCGUAGCCAGGCUGGUGCCCACCACCGUGGUGUCAGGGCUGCGGAGGGGACGAGGACGAGGGAGAUGUGCUGCUGUGGAGGGGCCCGUCCCCAUAUCCACAGCGCCUGCCCUCCCUUUGGUGCCGUGCCAGCCACGACAACCCCACCAAGCCCCUCUCCGCACCCUGAAGCCCCCCAGGGACAUAUCCAUGUCCCCACGGAGACACCCGGCUGUCCCACCCCGAUGACAAGUGACAUCCCCCUGUGUCACCCUCCUUGGUGUGCCGCCCUCCCACCCUUUACAGUGCGCUUGGGUGAGGGUCGGUCGGGCCCCACGGGCUGGGGACCCUUGUGUCCCCCCUGCGGUGUCACCCGCCGGCUGCUAGGACCCAGCAGCUCUCCCCGUGGGCCCGCUGCUGGCAGCGGGCAGGCAGAGCCCGGGUGUGACAGCCGGUGCCAUCCGCGGCAGGCAAACACGAUGACUAACGGGUGACAGCCGCGGGGAAGGGGGGACAUAGGGGGGGGGGACACACGGACGUGGCCUCCGGGAGCCCCAGUGCCGCCGUGGAGCAGCGCCGGCGAGGAGGAGCAGCACCCAUCUCCCGAGGAGCAGAGGCGAGGGGCCUGCUUGACGAGAAGACGGUGGCCAUGGCUGCGCUGGGGGACCGCGGCAGAGUUGUCCCUGCCACACGGGCGCCGGAGCUGCUGGCUUAGCCCUCAGCUGGCAUGGCGAGCCAGGGGGGGCCCAACACCACGGACGGCCUCGAGUCGCCCCCCGUCCCGGGGCAGAACGCCGCCCAGGAGGCCGUGGGCCUCCUCUGCAUGGUGCUGCUCACCGUCACCGCCUUGGUGGCCAACGUGGUGGUGCUGGUGGUCAUCCUCAAAACCCCCCUCCUCAGGAAGUUCAUCUUCGUCUGCCACCUCUGCGCGGUCGACCUCCUCUCUGCCAUUUUCCUCAUGCCCCUGGGGAUCAUCUCCAGCUCCUCCUGCUUCGACGGGGUCAUCUACAGCAUCGCCGAGUGCCGGGCCUUGAUAUUCCUCAACGUCUGCUUCAUCAGCGCCUCCAUCCUCACCGUCUCCGUCAUCAGCGUGGAGCGCUACUACUACAUCGUCCACCCCAUGCGCUACGAGGUCAAGAUGACCAUCCGGCUGGCGGUGGCCGGAGUCGUCUUCAUUUGGGUCAAAUCCGUCCUCGUCACCGUCUUGGCGCUGGUGGGCUGGCCUCAAGACAACGGGGCCACCAGCGCGAGCCGCUGCACGGUCUACUGGAGCCCCGGGGCCCACAAGAAGGCGUUUGUCAUCAUCUUCAGCAUCGCCUGCUUCGUCUUGCCCACCGUCAUCAUCUUCGCUGUCUACUGCAGCGUCUACCGGGUGGCUCGGCUGGCGGCCCUACAGCACGCACCCCUGCCGGCACAGGCGGCCGUGCCGGGGCCCCGCUCCGGCUCCGCCGCCAGCCAAGUGAGCAUCGUCACCUCCAGGAGCUUGCCGCUGCCCCGCCUGAGCCCCGAGCGCUUUUUGGGAAGCCACAAAGCCAUCCUCACCUUGGUCCUGAUCGUGGGACAGUUCCUGUGCUGCUGGCUGCCCUUCUUCGCCUUCCACCUGCACUCCUCCGUCAGCGCCGGGGCGGCGGGCGGCGGGCACGGGGAGAUGACGGUCACCUGGAUCGCCUACUCCUCCUUCGCCAUCAACCCUUUCUUCUACGGGCUGCUGAACCGCCAGAUUCGGGAGGAGCUGGCCAGGCUCUGGCGCAGCUGCCUCAACCGGCCCCUGGGCCAGGAGCUGUGUUUGGCCGUCUCGGAGGCCUCCGUCCAGGAAAAUUUCCUGCAGUUCCUCCAGCGAGCCACCUGCACGCUGGAAACCCGCUCCAGCUGCAUCGCCCCCAGCCCCAGGGACCAGAGCAAGGUGGGCUUCCCCAUCCCAGGGCAAGUUCCCGAGGAGAGCGGCUGAGGAGCCCGGUGCCACCGUGCCAGGGGGGGACACACCGAUCACAGCCCCCUUGGACCUAGGGGGGGUCCUUGCCUGGGUUUCCAUGGCAGAUUUUGGGAGCCUUCGUCUCCCUUCUGCACACUUGGAUGGAUGUGGGAUAUGGGAAGCUGAGGGGCUCCCCCACGGACCCCCCGUUGUCCUGUGGGACCCCUUCCAGGGCGCUCACAGUGGCCCCCCCGGGCACCCUUCCCCGGCCCAGUUAACACCACUAACACCAGUAACACCAGCCCCAGCAGCUCAGGGACCCUCCCUUGGGGUGGGGGAUCGGGCCCACGGCAGGGAGGGGGCUUUGGGGAGACUUUCAGAGAGCUUGAGACCAAGGGGCCAGCACCCCUGGCCACAGGGCCACCCCCCCCCCGUGUCACCCCCAGAACUGGGGGUGUCUCCAACCCCGGGGGAUGGAAUUUUUUAUUUCUUUUUUUUUCACCCGUAAAUUUUAUCUUUUUAUUAAACCAUUGAUAAGUUACAAAGGAGGAAAAA